Bombus impatiens (common eastern bumble bee) is the source of this 1168-nucleotide messenger RNA. RefSeq lists its product as uncharacterized. Gene Ontology annotation, biological process: regulation of transcription by RNA polymerase II. Bases 243 to 1004 code for a protein of 253 amino acids. Lineage: Eukaryota; Metazoa; Arthropoda; Insecta; Hymenoptera; Apidae. The record is from RefSeq and is a predicted model, not a curated record. The transcript is spliced from 3 exons. Gene Ontology annotation, cellular component: nucleus; transcription regulator complex. Gene Ontology annotation, molecular function: DNA binding.
UGUUCGCGAACUCCGUAUGACACCAGAUAUUGUGAUACGGACUGCACACCGAUAAAUGCAAAUCUUAUGAAUUCAAAGUCGCGUGGUUACUAUUCGUGUAGAAAUUAAGAAGACAACCGGUUGUUACUUUGAAAAAUAAUUUUCUGUCAAUGCUGAACGUACUUUAAUUUGAAUAAAUGAUCUAUUCUUUUUAAGAAGGUAUUAAUUCACAAUAGAGUGACAUAUUUAUUUAUUAUUUAAAAAUGGAUGAAACAAGGAAUUACAUAAACUUAGUAUUAACAGUUAAAAAAUAUCCAGCGUUAUAUGAUCUCAGUUGUAAUGACUACCAUAAUAGGGUUGUACGAAAUAAAAUGUGGAGAGCUGUAGCGCAAGAAGUAAACGCUUCUGCUGCAGAAUGUAAGGAGAAAUGGAAGAAUCUUCGCGCGAGCUUCAGUAGACAUUUAAGAAAUCAAAAUACGGCAAAUUCGAAAGCAAAAAAACCAUAUUACAUGGCCGAUUAUAUGGAUUUUUUACUUCCUUACAGCAAACUUCGCAGGCCAGAUGACAGUUUGAACGAGGAAGGACCAAUAGCGCAGGAGAACUGGAACGAAGAGGAGACCGCUUCUGAUACGUCCUCUAAUUACGAGAAAUUAAACAAAUCUAACCAAACGAUGCCAGAACCAGAAAGAGAUGGAGACUCGAAGAACGAAGAGUACACGUUCGUGAGGAGUAAAACGAUGAGGCUUACAGACGACCGAUUAUCACAUAGGUGCUUGGAUAAUUGUAUCCUAGCCAAAAAACGAGAUGUCGACGAAUCGAUUAAUGAUGCAGACUUACUGUUCUUUAAAAGCUUACUUCCAGACGUACGGCAGAUGACGAGACAAGAGAAAAGAAGUUUUAAAAUAUCUGUAUUGAAUUUGAUCGAUAAAAUACUAAACGAAAAGGAAUCGGCAAUGUCGAUCGAAAACGAUAUCCCUUGCGCUAUAGUAAAAAAUCAACAGGAUGAAAGGGUCGAUCAGUUUUAAAUUAAAAGACUUUAUUAGAGUUUGUAAUGACAUGUAUAAAUGUAUAACAAUAUAGACUGCCUAAAUUAUGUUUAAUAAAAUAAAAUAUAUAAGAAGACUUGGAAAGGGUAUUAACACAAUUUGUGAAGAGAAAUCUGUAUUCUAAAAUAAUUUAUAAUUUAUUG